This is a messenger RNA of Uranotaenia lowii, 1126 nucleotides long. Its product is annotated as metaxin-2-like. The coding region runs from base 84 to 902 and encodes 272 amino acids. The transcript is spliced from 4 exons. Gene Ontology annotation, cellular component: SAM complex. Lineage: Eukaryota; Metazoa; Arthropoda; Insecta; Diptera; Culicidae. Gene Ontology annotation, biological process: mitochondrion organization. The record is from RefSeq and is a predicted model, not a curated record.
CAACUAUUUUGUUUUAAAGCGGCUUUACAUAAUCCGUAAAUUUUUAAAACCAAAGUCAGCAUUGAUCGCAAAUUCUUGACAAAAUGAGUACAUUUUCCAGCGAAUAUAUGAAAAAUAAAGACAUAGGUUUACAACCGUGGCCCGAUGCGGCCGUCCUCUAUCAGCCCUAUGAAGAAGAACAGAUACUGUUGGCCGAAAAUGCCAGCUGUCUGGCGGUGCGUACCUACCUGAUCAUGUUGAAUCUUCCGUUCAAGGUGGAGCAGCGGGCCAAUGCCGAGUUUAUGUCGCCCGGUGGCAAACGGACCAAACUUCCGGUUCUGCAGGUCGAAAAUUUCAUCAUUGCCGAGUUUGAACAGAUACUUCACUUCGUCGAGCAGAAGGGCUAUUCCCUGAGCAAAAAUAUCGCCGAGAACACCAAGAAAGAAAUACGAUCCUAUUUUUGCCUGGUGGAAAAUAUCCUUACCAAUGCCGAGCAAUACAUCAGCUGGGUGGAUACCGAGGUUCGAAAGAAAGUUACUUUCGUACGAAAUGGUUGUGUGUAUCCAUUUCCGCUAAAUCAUAUUCAAAAUUUCCGUAAACUUAUGUCGGCCCGGCGACAGCUAGGCGUUUACGAAUAUUUGAAUCUGUCUUUGGAGAAAGUCAUCGAUCAGGUGGAAGUUCUUUGCAAAUCACUCAGCAAUCUGUUGGGCGAUCAAAAGUACUUUUACGGUGCCAAGCCUACAGAACUGGAUGCCUUGGUGUUCGGUCAUUUGUUUAGCAUUUUCACCAUGACUCUGCCGAAUGAUGUUCUAGCUGUGACGAUCAAUAAGUACGAGAAUUUGAUUCGGUUCUGCAAAAACAUUGAUGCUGAGUACUUCAAUAAAGCACGGAAACGGCCUACUGUAACCUUCAAAACUACUUAACUAGAAUACUUGAAUUGUGCUGGAUAGUACCGAUAAUUCAUCUAUUUCCAAGUAGUUCUAUAAUCCAACUGACAUUCAAUCACUCUCUCGUAUUCUGAUUGCUAUGAUCGAUACCACACGGCCGACAUAAAUUUAUCCCACGAACCAGCUAGUUGAGGUAAUUGAUCUUUUUUGAAAUGCUUUUAGUGGAAUAAAUUAAUCAGUUAUGCAGUACUUGAAUAUCA